AUGGAUAAUUCAGGAGAAAAAUUAGAUUUAGAGGAUUAGCAAACCAAAACAAUUUAAGAUUCCUAAGAUGAUGAUACCUUAAAUACUAAUAAGUCAGAGUUUGUUGAUAAUCAUUAAGAUAUCAAUCAUGACCAAUAAAAUCUCAUUGCAUCAUUACAAGAAGAUUAUUAAAGUUAACUAGAUUAAGCCAAAAAAGAAAAUGAAUCGCUUGUCCAAUAAAUUUAAUCUUUGAAAGACUAGUGUAAUUAAUAAGGUCAAAUGAUAGAGGUCAACAAUAUAGAAUAUCAAACAAUAAUUAAAUCUCAUGAAAAUGUUAAUAUGGAAUUAACUCAAAAAUAUGAGAAAGAGUGUUUAGACUUUUAAUAAGAAAUUUAAAGACUUCAAAAUAGAGAAUCAGAUUUAUUAAUUGAGAUCCAAAAUUUAAAAGAUUAAAUCGAAUAAAUUACUCAAGAUCAUCAAAAAGCUUAAGAAAAAAUAUUACUUUAGAGUGAAUUAAUAGAUCAAAUAAAACAAGAAAAUCUUGUUAAUAAAAAUACUUUAGAAGAAAAUUCUAAUUUGAAAUAAGAGAUCGAAACACUGAAUUAAAAGGUUCAAGAUUAAUUACUUUAAAUUGACAAGUUAAAUGAUAAUCUAAUAAAUGAAAAACAAUAAGAUAAAGAAUUAUUCCUAUUGGAAAAAUAGCAACUCUAAACUUAACAUGAAACUUAUCAAUCUGAAUUAUUAAAUGAAAUUGAAGCUUUAGCAUAAUUAUUGAAAAAAUCUGAAUUAGAACAUUAAUAGAUUGAUGCAUAAUAAGAAUAAAGUAGGAAAGAAAUGGAAAUAGUAACAGAAAAAAGUUUAGAAUUAGAAAAUUUAAACAAUGAGUUGACUAAGCAAUUAGAGGCAUUGAAUAUAAUGGUGCAAGAUCUGAAUUAAUAAUUCUAAGCUUAAGAAAGGCAACAUUCUAUUUUAAAAGAAUAGUCAAUCUAAGAUAUUGAAAUCAAAAAUAAAGAAUUGGAAAUUCUAAAUUAAUAGAUCUAAAAUGAAUUGCAAUAAAAAGAAUAGCUUGUAUCAAAUAAUCUAAGUUUAUCGGAAAAAGUUCAAGAAUUAGAAAAUUUAAUUAUUCAACUUAGGAAUUAGUAGAAGAUUUCGGAAGAAAAAUCUCAAUUGGAGAUUGAAGUUAUGUAAUUAAGUUUAGAGGAUGCCUAAGAAAAAGAAAAACAGAGCAUUGAACAAGAAAAUAUUCUAAAAGUUAAAUUUUAAGAAUUAAGUGUAAAAUAUGAGGCAUUGGAAAAAUAAUUAAGUGAAACUGAGACAUUAAAACAUGAAGAGAUAUCAUAAUUAAAAAAAGAAUUAGAAAUUUAAUAGAAUCUUUCUGAAGAAUUAUAAAAUAAUUUAGCUUCACUUAAUGAAAACCAUAAAAAUGAAUUGGAAUAAUUAAAAAUUGCAAUGGAUGAAUAGUAUAAAUUUAAUCAUGAGUAAGAAAGAUAAAGUAUCAUGUAGCAAUUACAAAUAGAAACUUAAUAAUAAUCUGAAAUCUUAUAAUAGCAAUAAGGAUUAUAGACUAUUGAAGUAGAGGAAUUAAAAGAGUAAAUUCAACAACUAGAAAUUUAAAAUCUAGAAUAGAAGAAAUUAUUAUUGGAACAAUUAGAAAAAAAAGAAAAAGAAUAUUAAUAAGAAGUUGAUUUAUUGACUAGAUAGAGAAUGGAAUAAGAUGAAAUAAUCCAAUCUCUUUAAAAGUCUUAGACACUUUUAAAAGAAAAGGAUUCAUAAAUAGAUUAAUUGAAUUUGCAAUUAUGUGCUAAUUAAGAGGAUCAGUAUAAUAUGGAAUAAAAAUACGAAAACAGAUUACUAUUAUAAAAAUAGAAACAUGAAUCUCAGAUAGAUGAUCUACAUAGGCUGAUUCAAGAAUUGAAAUAAUAAUUGGAAACUGUGGAAAGUGAAGGGAAGAUGAUGUAAAAUAGUCUAAAUGAUAUGGAAGUUUUAGAUUUUAAAUGUAAGGAAUUGAAGACAGAAAAUGAUGAUCUUAAAUAAAAAAUUCAAGAAAAAUAAGCUUAGAUUGAUGAGCUUAAAUUAAAGGUUGAAGUGAACAAUGAUUAGAAUGAAUAAGAACAAGAUAAAGAUACUUAAAUAGAAGAGUUAAACGCCUACAUAUUAAAGUAAGAGGAAGAUUAUUCAGAUUAAUUUGAAAAAUUGGGAACUUAAAUAGAAAAGUUGAAGAAUUAAAUCAAAUAAUUGGAACUAGAUAAUUAAGAAUAAUAAAGAGUCAUUGUAUAAUAGUAAACAUAAAUAUAAACAAUAACUUAAUAAUAGUAAUCUCAAUUACAAUCUAUAUUAUAAUAAUAACAAUAGUAAUAACAAUAACAGUAAAACUAAUUAUAACAAUAGCAAUAACAAUAACACUAACAAUAGCACUAAUUAUAACAAUAACAAUAACAAUAUUCCUAAUAAUAAUAAUAAUAAAUUAAAUAAAAUGCAGAUUAAGGUAAUAUAAACCCUUAUUUAUCUAAUAAUUAAUAGGCACAUGCUUAAGAGAAAACAGUAACAAUACCUGUAAAGGAGUUAUAAAAUUGGGAUAAGAAAUCAAAAGAUUAAUAAAAUUAGAUUAAAUUAUUACAAACAGAAAUUACUUAAUUAAAAUAGCUCCAAGAGGAAUAAGCAAAAGUAUUAAAUACUAAACAGCAAAAAACUAAUCUGUCUAUGGAAAGUCUAGUUUAAAAAUGCUAGGCUUUAUAAUAAAUAAUCGAUGAUAGUAGUGUUAUAAAUUCUAAAAUGAGUGCUGAAUUAGGAUUGUAUAAACAAUAAAAUUCAUAACUUAAAGAAGAUUUAAAGUUAUGUAAUUCAGAACUACGAGAUUUGAGAAUUAUAUCCCAGAAUAAAUUUAAAUUAGAAAGUGAACUUUAAUAAGCAUUAAAUACUUUAUCUGAAUAUCAAGACUAAUAGAAUGUAAUAAUAUUUUGUCAAUAAAUUUAUAGUUAAUAAAACAACUUGAGAAGGAUAAUGAGAGAAAAAAAGAAGAGUUGGAUAAUAAUUCAAAGUAGCUUAAAUAAAAUGAAAAGUAAAGAAUAAAGGUAAAUUAAUCUGUAAAUUCUAGUUAUAAGAAAAGUAUGAUGAAGUGUGUGAAGAAUUAGCCAAGACUUAAAGAUAAUUAUAGAAUACACAAUCAGAAUUGGACCAAAAAUCGAUAAAAUUAAAAGAUUUGGAGAAGAUAUUGUCAACUUAAUUUUAAGAGUUUUCCAUUUUAGAGUAAAAGUAUAAUGAUUAAAAUUUGGUUAAUGAUGAAUUAAGAAAUCAGUUGAAACUCUUACAGAAGAAAUACGCUUAGGAAACUGAAUAAUUAACACAGGACUUAAUGUUGAAAUAAAAAUAAUUGAUGCAAUUAGAGGAAUAGAAUCAUAAUAUGUCUAAAGAUUUAUAAAUGAUGAGAGAUAUGUAGUUUAGAUAAAAGCCAGUAGUUGAUGCCCCAUUAACAAAAAAAGAAAAAAUAGUUGUUGAAUCGUUGGCGAAUAGAGUUCAAGAAUUGGAAAUUCAAAACAAAACAAUAAGAGAUUAAUACAAUAGCAAAAUUACUGCAUUGACAAAUCAAUUAGAAGAAAAAAUAGCAUACAUAUAAUCUUUAGCAUACAAUCUCACCAAGGCAUAUCCCAGUUUGUCAGAAGCAGAUUUGUAAUAAUUUCAAUAUUAGAUUUAGAAUUGAUAAAGAAGACAUUAAGUUAAUAUAAUCCUUAAGAAAGAAAUAAAACGUGUAAGACAUUUUAGAAGUAUAAAGAUAUUCAUAUUUUAGAAAACCAUGAUUGAAAAUUUACAGUUAAGAGAUUAAAUAAAAUUACUAGGGGCUGAGUUGAAUAAAAGAAGAUGA
Messenger RNA from Paramecium octaurelia, 3838 nucleotides. Lineage: Eukaryota; Ciliophora; Oligohymenophorea; Peniculida; Parameciidae. The record is from the annotation of a GenBank genome assembly.